AUGGCGGACAGCUUGAGGAGGUUGGUCAGCGCGGAGAGCGGCCGGAUGCUGCAGGAGAAGCUGGAGAGCUGGCAUCGGAACUACGAGUUUAAUUCCUGUGAUCAAAAUCUGAACCGAUGCUGUGAAAUAUUAGAACUGAGUUCUGAGAUUCAAGGUCAGCUCUUCGCAAUCCUCAAUGAAACAUCUCGAGAAGGUGGGCAAUAUGCAGGUGUGGACACAAUCAAAACUCGUCUCCUGCCGCGGCUGGCACCUGGUUUUAGCUGCUCAUCAGGAAGUAUCUUUGACACCACUCUCACUCAGGAUUUAAUUGAGAAAGAGAGGCAGCUGAGAGAGCUGGUCAGCAACCAGAAUUUUCAACUGCAAGAGCUGCAGGAAGAACUGACUUCAACUCGUCUAAAGCUCAACCAAGUGCAACAAGAUCUGAAGAUUUCUCAUUCCCAAGAGAAGGAUGCCCAGAAGAAGUUAAAUUGUCUGAACGACUAUGAGCAUCAGAUUCAAAUGCUGAAGGAUAAGAUUUCUAUCCUGGAUGCCGAGAAUUCUCUUCUCCAAAGCAGGCUUGCACGGAGUCACUCUCCUUCCCCAAGGCACAGAGAGAACAAGUCACUCACUGCACUUCCCCUGAGGAGCUCCUCAUCUGGCCGAGCCAGGCGCACAAACGCUUCCCGGCGUGCUUGCUUGAUAACUCGCUUUGGUGACAUUUAUGAUCAUAGACGCUUGGAUGCAGAAACCUUUUUAAAGACAUACAUCAGUGACAUGGAGAUGGUACACAGGAUAAUAUACAUUGCAGCUGUGGAGUCUUUUCAUGCAGCAAAGAUGGCCUACAGGCAAUUCAAACUACGUGUAACAGAGACUCUGUCUCUUGGUCACACGGGACCUGAAUCACUUGAGGAUACUGUCCUGGAUUAUAUAGUUGACCAUGAGGAUCUGUAUGAUGUUCAAGCCAGUGUCAAUGAAGUAAUUCGCUCCAUGAACAUCAACCCAAAGAUUUCAUUUCCAUCAGAAAUUGAUUUCAUUGUGAUCAGCACUUUGAUUCGAGAGUUGUGCCGUGUGGCUUUUUCAAUGCAGACGCUUGUUCCUCCUCUUGAUAUUGCCUUUGGGAUUGAUGGAGAACUUUUCAGUGAGACCAAGUACUAUCGUAGUUUUGACUCCGAUUUCACAGCUGCCUUGGUGGCCUAUCAUGUAUGGCCUGCACUGAUGGAAAAUGAUAUUGUUAUUGUGAAGGGAGAAGCAGUCACCAAGAGAGGAGUACUGUGGUCUGGUAGAAGUAGAAGCAGAAACACAAACAGAAGCCGAAGCUGCAGCCGAAGCCGUAGCACCAGUCCUCUUCUAGCUCAUCACUUGUCUCGGAGCCGCAGUCCUUCACCACUGAGGAAUAGAUGCCUGAGGCGUUAACUGAAUAUGUUCCUAUGAUGCAGUACAUCCAGAUCCAACAACUUCACUGGUGCCUUCUCUCUUCAAGAAUACCUCAAAUCUCACAAUAAUGUGAACAGCAAUUAU
Melopsittacus undulatus (budgerigar) is the source of this 1497-nucleotide messenger RNA. RefSeq names its product spermatogenesis associated 18 (gene SPATA18). Gene Ontology annotation, cellular component: mitochondrial outer membrane. The record is from RefSeq and is a predicted model, not a curated record. NCBI's taxonomy places the organism in Eukaryota, Metazoa, Chordata, Aves, Psittaciformes, Psittaculidae. Gene Ontology annotation, biological process: mitophagy by internal vacuole formation; mitochondrial protein catabolic process. The transcript has 12 exons. Bases 1 to 1392 code for a protein of 463 amino acids.